GGCUUCGGCUGGCAGCUAGAGGUCAGGCCACACCCACAGUGCAGACACAGGACUACACAGGACACAGGACGGAGAUCCAGGCGAGGAUGGGCAGCCCAGUGCACCGAGUGUCAAUGGGGGACACCUGGAGCAGGCAAGUGCACCCCGACAUAGAGAGUGAAAGGUACAAGCAAACCUUCGACGUGGAGCGGCUCACCAACAUCCUUGAUGGAGGGGCCCAGGACACUGCACUCCGGAGGAAAGUCGAGAGCAUCAUCCACAGUGACCCAGAGUUUAGCCUGAAGGAUAAUUAUUUCCUGACCCAGAGUGAAUGUUAUGAGGCCGCCGUUGAGAAGAAAUUCCACUUGCAGAUGCUAGCACAGCGCCAGGGCUGGGCAGAAGACAGUCGUGAAGCAUAUUACGCUUACAGAACCCUUUCUGGAAGUCUGGGCUUCAGUUUGCAGCAUAUCUUCCUAAAAGCCCUCAGGAGCCUGGGCUCAGAGGAGCAGAUUGCUAAAUGGGUCCCAGUGUGCAACAAGUUCCAGAUCAUCGGGACGUACGCCCAGACAGAACUGGGACAUGGGACAUAUCUCCAGGGCUUGGAGACUGAAGCCACCUACGAUGCAGCCACCCAGGAGUUUGUGGUGCACAGCCCCACAAUGACUGCCAUCAAAUGGUGGCCUGGGGACCUGGGACGGUCAGCCACCCAUGCCCUGGUCCAGGCCCAGCUGAUCUGCUCGGGAGCCCGGCAGGGCAUGCACGCCUUUAUAGUACCCAUCCGGAGCCUCCAGGACCACACCCCACUGCCAGGAAUCACUGUUGGAGACAUUGGGCCCAAGAUGGGCCUUGACCAUGUAGACAAUGGCUUCCUGCAACUGGACCACGUGCGGGUCCCCAGGGAGAACAUGCUGAGCCGCUUUGCACAGGUCUUGCCAGAUGGCACCUACAUCAAGCUCGGAACAGCACAGAGCAACUACCUUUCCAUGGUGGUGACGCGGGUGGAGCUGUUACCGGGCAUCACAGCUGAGCUGCAAAAGGCUUGUGUCAUCGCCAUUCGCUACUCCAUCAUACGCCACCAGUCCCGGCUCCGGCCCAGUGAGCCAGAGGCGAAAAUCCUGGACUACCAGACGCAGCAGCAGAAGCUCCUUCCUCAGCUGGCAACAGCCUAUGCCUUCCAUUUCCUGGCGAGAAGCCUCUUGGAAUUCUUGCAUGACUCCCACGAUGCCAUUCUGGACAGGGACUUCAGCCUCCUGCCUGAGCUUCACGCACUGAGUGCAGGUUUAAAGGCCAUGGUGUCGGACUUCUGCACUUAUGGGGCCGAGCUGUGCCGCAGGGCCUGCGGUGGACAUGGCUACUCAAAGCUGAGCGGCCUGCCAUCGCUGGUCACCAAAGUGACAGCCUCCUGCACCUUUGAGGGUGAGAACACCGUGCUUUACCUACAGAUGGCCAGGUUUUUGGUGAAGAGCUACCAGCGAACUCAGGUGUCCCUGGGCCCCACUCUGCAGAGGUCUCUCCCUCAGUCUGUUGCAUACCUGACCGCACCUGACCUGGCCAGGUGUCCGGCCCAGAGGGCAGCCGACUUCUUCCACCCAGAGCUCUAUACCACGGCCUGGGCACACGUGGCAGCCAGGCUCACAAAGGACUCAGUGCAUCACAUACAGACUCUGAUGCGAUCCGGGGCGGACGAGCACGAGGCCUGGAACAGAACCACUGUCAUACACCUUCAGGCUGCUAAGGCACACUGCUACUACGUCACCGUGAAGAGUUUUACAGAAGCUCUGGAGAAACUAGAGAGUGAACCAGCAGUGCGGCAGGUGCUCAGACGCCUGUGUGAUCUCUAUGCUCUUCAUGGCAUCCUGACUAACACGGGCGACUUUCUCCACGAUGGCUUCCUGUCUGGGGCCCAAGUUGACAUGGCGAGAACAGCCUAUCUGGACCUGCUCCUCCUUGUCCGGAAGGAUGCCAUCUUGUUAACUGAUGCUUUUGACUUCACCGAUCAGUGCUUAAAUUCAGCACUUGGCUGUUACGAUGGAAAUGUCUAUGAACGUCUGUUCGAUUGGGCUCAGAAGUCACCAAGCAAUACUCAGGAGAACCCUGCCUAUGAAAAAUAUAUAAGACCACUACUACAAAGUUGCAGAUCCAAGCUAUGAAACAGUCAACAGCGCUCAAGAGGCACUGCUAUGUGAUAAUGGUACUAUGGCAUAUAUAUGAUUAAAAUUUAAAAGUACCUAUGUAUGUAUUUUUAAAAGAGGGUCUAUCUUUUAGAGACACAAUCUGAAGUGGAUGAAAUAUCUGUGAUUUACUUCAAAAUAAUCCAUGGGAGGAAAAAGGGGGGAUGAAUAGUUGAAGUUGGUCAAUGGGUACACAGGUGGUUACACUAUUGUCUAUUUCUGAAUAUGUCUGAAAUUUCCCACAAUAAAAAACUGUAGCACUGUC
Equus caballus (horse) is the source of this 2415-nucleotide messenger RNA. It is a transcript of the gene ACOX2, whose product is annotated as acyl-CoA oxidase 2. The record is from RefSeq and is a predicted model, not a curated record. Gene Ontology annotation, molecular function: FAD binding; 3alpha,7alpha,12alpha-trihydroxy-5beta-cholestanoyl-CoA 24-hydroxylase activity; fatty acid binding. NCBI's taxonomy places the organism in Eukaryota, Metazoa, Chordata, Mammalia, Perissodactyla, Equidae. Gene Ontology annotation, biological process: lipid homeostasis; very long-chain fatty acid metabolic process; fatty acid beta-oxidation using acyl-CoA oxidase. Gene Ontology annotation, cellular component: peroxisome.